AUGCAGGUUGUGCUCGUCCUCGUCCACCUCGUCCUCCUCGUCCUCGUCCUCCUCGUCCUCGUCCUCCUUGUCCUCGUCCUCUUCCUCCCCCAUCCCCCACUACCACCAUCUCCUCUUCCUCUCGCUGACUUCUCAACAAGAGUACUCGGGGUCGUGAGCGCUGCUCUCGUCGUUCCCCCAGCAGAGCGUCCAGCAGAAGGGAUCGUGUCCCUCGACCUCCUGCCACUCCCUCUUGCCGACUCGUCAACAGACGCGAACCGAGCAAGCGAGACCAUGAAAGACGGUCGAGCGAUCUUGCAGCGAGCGAUUGUCAAGAGCCGAUGCGUGGACGUGGAGUCACUUUGUGUCAUCGCCGGGAAAGCAGUGUGGAAGGUUACAGUGGAAUUGAAAGUGCUUGAGAAUGGAGGCAACGUCACGGACUGCUGCAGCCUUGCCGCAGUCUUGUCUCUCAAUCACUUCAAACUCAACGAGGUAAUUGUCGACGGGGACAAAGUCAAAGUCUUUGCCUACAGUGAGAGAGUCAUCAUCGCCGAUCCAUCCAAACUCGAAGAACAAGUCAUGCAUGGUCAACUGGUGAUCAUCGCAGGCAGCAAAGAUCGGUCGAUGCUGUAUGGCAUCUCCAAGACUGGAGGAGCUCCCCUUCCUCCUUCUCAGCUCCAGCGAUGCUGCGAGAUGGCGAUCGAUAGAGCAGCGGAGCUUCACGAAGUUUGCAAAGAAGCGCUAAGGAAGAACGAGGAGAAAACCAAGAAGAGAGAUAUGGACGCUUUGAGAAAGAUCAAGCGAGCGGACGUGGAGGAGGUGGAAGUGGAGGAGGAAGGAGAGAGCAAGGAGAAAGAGGAAAAGGGAGAGGAGGGAGAGGCGGAGAAAGAGGCGAAAAAACUCAAGACUGAAACCUAG
Messenger RNA from Guillardia theta CCMP2712, 897 nucleotides. RefSeq lists its product as hypothetical. NCBI's taxonomy places the organism in Eukaryota, Cryptophyceae, Pyrenomonadales, Geminigeraceae. The coding region runs from base 1 to 897 and encodes 298 amino acids. Gene Ontology annotation, biological process: U5 snRNA 3'-end processing; U1 snRNA 3'-end processing; U4 snRNA 3'-end processing. Gene Ontology annotation, cellular component: nuclear exosome (RNase complex); cytoplasmic exosome (RNase complex). The record is from RefSeq and is a predicted model, not a curated record. The transcript is spliced from 8 exons.